Saccharomyces mikatae IFO 1815 is the source of this 2643-nucleotide messenger RNA. It is a transcript of the gene PHO90, whose product is annotated as SPX domain-containing inorganic phosphate transporter. Gene Ontology annotation, cellular component: membrane. Gene Ontology annotation, biological process: phosphate ion transport; monoatomic anion transmembrane transport; polyphosphate metabolic process. The transcript has a single exon. Bases 1 to 2643 code for a protein of 880 amino acids. The record is from RefSeq and is a predicted model, not a curated record. Gene Ontology annotation, molecular function: phosphate transmembrane transporter activity. NCBI's taxonomy places the organism in Eukaryota, Fungi, Ascomycota, Saccharomycetes, Saccharomycetales, Saccharomycetaceae.
AUGAGAUUUUCGCACUUCUUGAAAUACAAUGCCGUCCCAGAAUGGCAGAGCCAUUAUAUGGACUAUAGUGAUCUGAAAAAUCUUAUCUAUACGUUACAGACGGAUGAGCUUCAGGCUGGCGAUAACGAAGAGGUAUCUGGUGCAGUAAAGAGCAGUAACAUCACAGGUAGGUUCAAGAAGAAAUUUCCCUUAAAGAAUGUCAAGGAAGAUGCGCCCUCCGGUAUGAACAAAGAUGCAGGCAUCGUUGAGGAAACCAUCGAGUUGCGAGAACUACCCACCGUUCAAACUGCUGUCAAGCCUUCGCCCUUCAGUAGGAUGAAGGAAAAGAUAUUUUACAAGAGGAGGUCUUCAUCCACAUCGUCAGUCUCCUCUACGGGCAACGAAAAUCUGCAGUUGAGCACCUAUGACACGUUCGUCGGUGAUUUAACAGCGGAGAAACUGAAAGUGGAUGAUUUCUACAAGAGAACAGAAGCGAAGUUCUACGAGAAAUUUGACGCGUUGGUGAAGGACUUGAAGAAAAUUGGUGUGAUAGAGUAUGAUGUUGACGAUGACACUCUCUUCAACGAACCGACUGCUAGCACAAAUGAUGAAGUACCUCCACUAGACCUGGAUGAUGAUGAAGAUGACGAUGAAUUCUACGAUGAUCAGUCUAAUAUUGAAGACAAUACGGCGUUGUUGCACCAUUCGCAAUAUAACAUCAAGUCUCAAAAAAAAUCGUUAUUGAAGAAGUCGAUCGUGAACCUGUAUAUCGAUCUGUGCCAAUUGAAGUCCUUCAUCGAACUGAACCGUAUAGGGUUUGCCAAAAUUACUAAAAAAUCAGACAAGGUUCUUCGCUUGAAUACAAGGGUUGAACUGAUCGAAUCGGAACAGUUCUUCAAGGACACAUAUGCAUUCCAGGCGGAAACUAUCGAACUACUGAACUCUAAGAUUUCACAGCUGGUGACUUUCUAUGCGCGUAUCACUGAACAACCUCAUAAUAUCCCGCAUAGCAAACAAGAGUUGAAAUCUUAUUUGCAUGACCACAUUGUCUGGGAAAGAAGCAACACUUGGAAAGAUAUGUUAGGGUUGUUAUCGCAAGCAGACGAGUUGACACCAAAGGAAACGGAAUAUAAUGCCAAUAAACUGGUAGGUAAGUUAGAUUUGGAAUAUUACAGGUGGCCACUUCCCAAGCCGAUAAACUUGAAAUUCACCACCAUAAAUAACUUUGCGAUACCAAAACUAUUUUUCACCAAUAAAGCGUACAAAAUCUACUUCAUCAUCUUAGUCACGGGGCUUCUUUUGGGAAUAAAGACAUUCAAUGACGCUGCUCAGCAUCGUUGCAUGGCCCUUGUCGAGUGUGUAGCCUUUUUGUGGGCUAGUGAAGCGAUCCCAUUACAUAUUACAGCAUUCCUUGUGCCGCUAUUAGUUGUUCUUUUUAAAGUCUUAAAGACUUCUGACGGGGCUAUAAUGGGAGCUGCAAAAGCAUCAUCGGAAAUUUUAGCCGCCAUGUGGUCUUCCACAAUUAUGAUUCUAUUGGCCGGUUUCACUCUGGGUGAGGUCCUCGCACAGUAUAAUAUUGCUAAAGUUCUUGCCUCGUGGUUGUUGGCCUUUGCUGGUUGUAAACCCAGAAAUGUCCUCUUGAUGGCGAUGUGUGUCGUGUUUUUCCUUUCAAUGUGGAUUUCUAACGUUGCUGCACCUGUUCUUACAUACUCGUUACUAUCUCCCCUAUUAGACGCCAUGGAUGCGGAUAGCCCAUUUGCUCAAGCCUUGGUUCUAGGUGUGGCACUAGCAGCAAAUAUUGGUGGUAUGUCUUCUCCAAUUUCCUCACCUCAAAAUAUCAUUUCCAUGUCAUAUUUGAAACCUUAUGGUAUUGGUUGGGGCCAAUUUUUUGCCGUGGCGUUGCCAUCUGGUAUCUUGGCCAUGCUUUUAGUUUGGAUUCUACUGUUCACCACUUUCAAAAUGAAUAAGACCAAACUUGAAAAGUUUAAGCCUAUAAAGACAAGGUUUACCAUAAAGCAGUAUUAUAUUAUUGCUGUCACCGUGGCUACUAUCUUGUUGUGGUGUGUGGAAAGCCAGAUUGAAGGCGCCUUCGGAUCAUCAGGUCAAAUCGCCAUCAUCCCCAUCGUUUUGUUUUUUGGUACUGGAUUACUAUCAACACAAGAUUUAAACGCGUUCCCAUGGUCAAUUGUUAUUCUGGCGAUGGGAGGUAUUGCUUUGGGGAAAGCUGUUUCUUCCUCAGGUUUACUAUCGACUAUUGCAAAAGCAUUACAGAAGAAAAUUGAGAAUGAUGGUGUUUUUGCCAUCUUAUGUAUUUUUGGUAUUUUGAUGUUGGUUGUGGGUACUUUCGUUUCACAUACUGUGUCUGCUAUUAUCAUCAUUCCGUUAGUGCAAGAAGUUGGUGAUAAGCUCGGUAACCCCAAAGCAGCUCCUAUCCUUGUUUUUGGUUGUGCACUACUGUCAUCCUGUGGUAUGGGUCUGGCAUCUUCCGGGUUCCCUAAUGUCACUGCUAUUUCUAAAGUUGAUAAGAAGGGUGACCGUUAUUUGAGCGUCAUGACUUUCUUGACGAGGGGUGUUCCAGCUUCCAUUUUAGCCUUUUUAUGUGUUAUUACUCUAGGUUAUGGUAUCAUGGCAUCUGUUAUCAAGGGUAAUGCUACCUCCGCAUAA